Messenger RNA from Gilbertella persicaria, 591 nucleotides. RefSeq lists its product as uncharacterized. Lineage: Eukaryota; Fungi; Mucoromycota; Mucoromycetes; Mucorales; Choanephoraceae. The record is from RefSeq and is a predicted model, not a curated record. The transcript has 2 exons. The annotation marks the transcript as partial.
UUAUCAACUGAGCAAUUAGAAGCCAUGUCUAAAGGUCUAUCUUGUAUCCUAGAUCUUGGUGAGCCAGAGAAAGAAGGCACCUUAAGAUAUCUUUUUUCUGAUGAUCUGUGGACAAAAUUAACUGCAAAAUAUACUAAUCUUUUCAAAGCUGUUCCUCCAGUCAUUGAUGUAUCAUUGGCAGAUAAAUGGAGCUACAUUAUCAACCUAUAUUGUCAUCAAAAUGGUAUUCGCAAGACAAAGAAAUUCUUAAAUCAGUUAAAGAGCCAAGACAACUUGAAGGAAACAGAUGAAAAAGUUUUUGAUUUCUAUGAAGAGAUAUUGAUUCUAGUAGAAUCGAAAGAGUUUUUGCUGAAUGCAAGGAAUGCUUUAAAAGUUUCUGAACGAGAUUAUGUCUAUCAAAUAUGGUUGCCUUUGCUCACCAAAUUAUAUUACAACCAUGCGAAUAUCAUUGGCUUCAAAACUGAUAUGCGUAUCAUUGUUGAUUUUGAUGAAGAAGAGUUUGACUUGGUAUGUGGUGAAGGCUGUUUACGUGACGCAACAAAUAAAAAAGUAUGUAGUGAUUUGAGCAAACUUGUAAGGGAAGGAAAAGAA